GGCUCAGGGUGUGCAUCGCGACGCUCACCUAUGGAUGCUUCGAUCAAAGAGUGCGCCGCUGAUGAUGGCAAAGGCAAAGGUGCCGACCAUGGGGCGCACAUGGUCAUCACCCCUGAGAAAACCACAAACACCAUACCGAAGAAAAGACAAACAAUGCUGAAAUGGAACGGUUGGGGCUACGGAGACACCAGGAUGGUUGUCGAGCCUACAGGCAAAAUGUACAUGAGUGGCGAGCGGUAUUUGGACAUGAAAGAUAAAUUCGUUACAAAUUCUGUGCGCCUGUGGCUCAGGAACAAGUUAAAUAUGGACCUUUUCGACGAGUCGAAAAGAAUUUGCGCACCAGAGCAACCACCAAUGGAAGUCAGCAAACCACUUAUUAAAGACGAAUUUAUGGAGGGGUUGAUUUUUCACAACAUUUCGUACUCGAUGGAGGACGACGACCGUCUCUUCCGCGGACACGGCCACACGCUGGACGACAUCGUUCAUCUUCGCCACGGCGGGAUCGAGCGCGUGCCUGACCUAGUCGUCUGGCCAGGUUGUCACGACGACGUGGUGAAGUUGGUGGAUUUGGCGAGCGAGCACAACGUGGUGAUCAUCCCGUUCGGCGGCGGCACCAACGUCACCCUUGCCCUUUCCUGUGACCCCAACGAAAGCAGGAUGAUUGUGUCGCUGGAUACGUCGCAGAUGAGUCGAAUUUUGUGGGUGGACAAGGCGAACAUGACGGCUUGUUGCGAAUCUGGAAUCAUCGGUCAAGAUUUGGAACGGGAGCUGGGCAAGCACGGACUAAUGACGGGGCACGAGCCAGACUCGCAGGAAUUUUCAAGUUUGGGUGGAUGGGUUUCAACGCGAGCUUCGGGAAUGAAGAAAAACCAGUACGGAAACAUCGAGGACCUCGUGGUGCACAUCAGAUUCGUGACACCGUCCGGCGUAAUCGAGAAGCAAAGUAUAGGCCCGAGAAUUUCCAGUGGGCCCGACUUCAACCACAUCAUUCUCGGCUCUGAAGGUACUUUGGGGGUUGUGACAGAAGUUGUGAUCAAAGUUCGUCCGGUGCCUGAGGUGCGGGACUUCGCCUCAUUUGUGUUCCCCGAAUUCCAAGCCGGUGUUGAUUUUAUGCGAGAAGUCGCUCUGAAGCGUUGUCAACCGGCAUCACUGCGAUUGAUUGAUAACGAGCAGUACAAAAUGGGCCAGGUUUUCAAAGACCGGCUCGGAUUUUUCGGUUCGAUCGCCGACUGGAUCAAAAUGUUCUACCUGCACUCAAUCGCCGGAUACCACGAAGACAAAUUGUGCAUCGCCAUUGCAGUGUUCGAAGGUGACAAAGAUGACGUUCCCGCACACUUGGCGCGAAUCAGGAAAAUCGCAGAGAAACAUCUCGGGCUGAGCGCCGGCACCGAAAAUGGAAAACGCGGAUACACGCUUACGUUUUCCAUCGCCUAUGUCAGGGACAUUUGCAUGGACUAUGGUGUCCUGGCCGAGUCAUUCGAAACGUCCGUGCCCUGGGACAGGUGUGCAAAUUUGUGCCGCAGUGUCAAAAACACCAUUGCUCGCGAAUGCACAGCUCGUGGCAUUACCCAUUUCGAGACGUCUUGUCGAGUAACUCAAGUGUACGACGCAGGUGCGUGCGUCUACUUUUAUUUCGCGUUCCACCGCGGCUUGUGGAACUUCCAAAAGGCCCUCCACGUGUACGACGAGAUCGAAGAGGUGGCCAGAGACGAGGUUAUCGCUUGCGGCGGAAACAUUUCGCAUCAUCACGGAAUUGGCAAAAAGCGGCAAAAGUGGCUGCCUAAGCAGGUCUCGCCCCUCGGCGUCAGUCUUUACCGCGCCAUCAAGCAACAGAUUGACCCGAAGAAUAUUUUCGCGGCCGGAAAUCUGCUUGAAAUGAAGGCUAACUUGUAACGGCAAAAAUCAGAAUGUCGGCAAAAAUUGUCGCAAAUUUUUUUUUUUAAAUUAAAUUUGUUUGAAAAAAAUAAUAUAAUAUUAUGUUAAAAUCUUUUUUUUUUCUUGGAUCAUUAACGCAUAUUGUACAUAUUUCAUACAAAAAAACUUCAGAAUGGGAUUUUUGUUAAUAAUAUUAUUUUUGAACUUUUGCAAAAUUUGUUUCUGGAUGCUUACAUCAUUACAUAUUAUCAAGAUUAAAAAUAAUUAUAUAAUGUAAUUUCAAAUACUUUUUGCGGAUAAAGGAAAUAUUUUUCAUCAAUUUACAUGAUGUGCACCGUUGUUUAGUAAUAUAAAGAAUAAAUGAAAAUCUUGUUAUAAAUUCAGAAAAAAAGAUCUAUUACAAAUAAAAAUUAGCGUUUCAAAAUAAUGCGAAGGUCUUGUUUCCUUCACUUUUUCAUUCUAUCAACAUGCAUUCAUGGAGAUGAUUACAGAUUAUCAACUCUAGAUUAAUUUGCAUAUGAAUCAACAAUUUCCUUUCUUUGUAAAAUAAUUAUUUCUUGCGACAUUUACUUUAAAUUGUACACAUAUUUUGAUAAACCUGUCGAAUUUAUAUGGAAAAUCUAUAAAUAAA
This is a messenger RNA of Neocloeon triangulifer, 2506 nucleotides long. RefSeq names its product alkyldihydroxyacetonephosphate synthase-like. The record is from RefSeq and is a predicted model, not a curated record. Lineage: Eukaryota; Metazoa; Arthropoda; Insecta; Ephemeroptera; Baetidae. Gene Ontology annotation, molecular function: alkylglycerone-phosphate synthase activity; FAD binding. The coding region runs from base 31 to 1893 and encodes 620 amino acids. The transcript is spliced from 12 exons. Gene Ontology annotation, biological process: lipid biosynthetic process.